CUCCAAAUCAAAACACUAAAAAUUUGACAGCUCGCGCAUCUCAUAACAAUAGGCUGUUGACAUGCCGUUGAAAACGUUAUUGCCAGUUUUAGAAAUACAUUUAUAUAUGUAGAUUACAUAAUUUAAAACGUGCAGCCGUUUUUUGUCAGACUGUCGACGAAUGUUAACCCGAAGAAAGGGUUUAUUUUGGGUAAUUUAUCUAACAGCAUCUGUAGCUCCUCUGUUAGCUGGUUAGCUUCCCCGGCUAAAGAAAGUAGCUCCUUGGCGAUCUAUGGGCUGAACAUGACCAUAUAUAGACCGACCAUAGAGCUCCCUCGCCGGUGAAAUGUAAACGGUGGGUCGGUCAGGAGGAGGCUGACAAACGAAGAGCACAACAAAAGAGACAAACACCGGGGCUCUCUUCAUCAUGUCAUCUGACCAGAUUAUCGCUAUUGUCAUGGAUGACAAAACCUACGAGGUUAAUAAGAAGAAGCUGAUAGAAAAAAGCGACUACUUCCGUGCGCUGUAUAGCUCUGGUAUGAGAGAGUCCACAGAGGACAUGGUACAGUUGCAGGGGCUCAGCGUACCGGGUCUGGAGUUGGUUCUAGAGUUCAUCAACACCUCCAAAGUCCAAAUAGUCAACGAAACUCUGGAGGAUCUCAUCGAGACGGCUUCCUUCUUACAGGUCACCUCCAUCCUCAAACUCCUGACCUCAGAGAUCCGCCUGGAGAACUGCGUGGAGCUGUACAGCCUCUCUGAGGUGUACGGGACUCAUGAUUUGCGUAAUGCAUGCCUCAAGUACAUGAGCUACUACUAUCACCCCAUGCUGAGACGGCCUGAGUUCAGCAGUCUGCCCUCUGCUGUUAUAGACCAAGUCAAGGAGAUGCGCAUGAAAGGCACAGCCACCCUGGUAGCAAUCGGGGACUUCACCUGUCUGUCCCUUGAUGUGCCUGAUCAGGAUGAACCGUGGUCCAUGUUGAGGUAUGGAGAGGUGGAGCAGCGCUGGAAGCCGCUGGCAAACAAUCUGCCUCCAGAUAUGAUCAACGUCAGAGGAUACGGAUCUGCUGUCCUUGACAACUACCUCUUCAUAGUUGGCGGAUACAGGAUGACGAGUCAGGAGAUUUCUGCUGUGCACUGCUAUAACCCCUGCAGGAACGAAUGGAACCAGGUGGCUCCCCUCAACCAGAAGAGGUCCAAUUUUAAGCUGCUGGCAGUACAAGGGAAGCUGUAUGCUGUUGGAGGCCAGUGUCUGGGUACGGUGGAGUGUUAUAGCCCAGAACAGGACUGGUGGACCUGUGUUUCUUCUAUGCCUGACCCACUGGCUGAGUUCUCAGCCUGUGAGUGCCAGGGUAUGAUCUAUGUCAUGGGUGGCUACACUGCAAGAGACAGGAACACCAAUGUCCUCCGCUACUGCCCCACCUCUGACACCUGGACAGUGUUCCGGUCCUGUCCGGCCCACAUCCGCAAGCAGCAGAUGCUCUCGGUGGAAGAUACCAUCUACCUGGUGGGGGGCUACACCCAUGAGCUGGAAUCGGGCCGGCGGCAGCGUCGUCCCAGCCAGACGGAGGAUGUUCUGACAGUGCAGUCCUACAAUGUCACCACGGGGGAGUGGAUCCAGCUGAAGGAGAACACGUCCAAGUCAGGCCUGAACCUGACGUGCACGCUGCACAACGACGGCAUCUACAUCAUGAGCCGGGAUGUCAGCUUGCCCACCAGCCUGGAGCACCGCGUCUUUCUGAAAUACAACAUUUUUUCAGACGCCUGGGAGGCUUUCAGACGCUUCCCGGCUCUGGGACAGAACAUGCUGCUCUGUUCUCUUUAUCUCCCCAAUGUGCUAUGACAACAAGGCACCAGGCAGGGACUUUUAAAACAGACAGAGGAGCCCCGGCAGCAUUAACGGGCCCGUGUGUGGGGUCUGCUGCUCUGAAUGGGGCUGUGUGGUAUCAGCAGGAACAAUACCUCUUUGCCGGGUUGAACACCUCUUGACCUCUGUGCCUGCAAACAAACACACUACGUUGUUUCAUUCUGCUGUGGAUUUCAAUAAAAAAAAAUGAGCUAAAAAUAACAACUCUGUGCCCACAAGUCAACGUCAUAACAGCUAGCUUCAUUAUGUGCCUCUCAUGUGUUAAACAGUCACAGAACUCACUGCUCAUAUGAAAAUAUUUCCAGAAUCCUCAGAUUUGUAGAUACCCGAAUGAGAAAAAUAAAUAUUGUGAGGAAGAAAAAGUUUUUAAACCAGUUCCCAAACUUUCGACUGCUUGGCUGCCAUCUUUGUUUGGAUUUUAGAUGUUUGUUUGGAGCAGCUGGAACAUUUCUUCCGUUAAAUUGAUAGAAGAGUGUUUUAGGUUUCUGGAAAUACUGUCAGAACAGCAGUUAGUGGCUUUAGAGAAACUUAUUGUAAUACUAAUACUUAGGAAGCACAAACAAGAGCUACAUAACAUAUUGCCUCAACUAUGUUCCUGAUGUUUACACUCCAAAUAAGGCAUUGAUGUAUACGUUUAUCUGCUAAAACUACAAACCUUAAACUUAUUUUAACAAACUACAUUUCAUGUCUUUAUGUUCUGCAUAUAGCAGAAGAUUGUGGAAAUGGCUUUGGUUUUACACUGCCAGUUUUAUGGGAAUUAGAAGCUCCUUAGAAGUAGUUUUGGGGUGUGAAGUGAGUCAGAGGGAGCUUUGUGUUGUUUGUGUGCACUCACACAGUCUUAUUUUUCAGAGAUACACUAAGAAAAGCUGAAAGCACAGUUCCAUGAACUGAACAAUGCACAUGUGCCUUCUGCAGCCUCAGUUAAUAGAAACUUAAAAAUGAAUUGAAAGCACAAAAUGCAAGAUUUUGUUAUGUUGCCAGCAACUGACCAAAAACUGCUGUUUCUAUUUUUAUUCUGCUGAUGCAGAUUUUUUUUUUAUUGAGAUACUUUUUGGUUUCUGUGUGAAAUUGUGGGGAUACUUCCUGAGAAGUAAAGUUAACCUUGGAAAGUCUUGUAAGUGUUGGGUAAACAGAGUAUUUGUGGUGUUUGGUUGAUAGAUUUCAGCUUCCCUGCUUUACUUGUUUGUUUUGCAGUUUGGAAAUUUAGGCCACAAUUAAAAGGUUUUCCAGGGA
Molecule: messenger RNA, 3076 nt
Organism: Melanotaenia boesemani (Boeseman's rainbowfish)
Lineage: Eukaryota; Metazoa; Chordata; Actinopteri; Atheriniformes; Melanotaeniidae
Gene: klhl42
Product: kelch-like family, member 42
Exons: 3
Coding region: 407-1819 (470 amino acids)
Molecular function (GO): protein binding
Source: RefSeq, a predicted model, not a curated record